Gaeumannomyces tritici R3-111a-1 is the source of this 1129-nucleotide messenger RNA. Its product is annotated as 60S ribosomal protein L9-A. Gene Ontology annotation, molecular function: rRNA binding; structural constituent of ribosome. Gene Ontology annotation, biological process: cytoplasmic translation. The transcript has 5 exons. The coding region runs from base 120 to 704 and encodes 194 amino acids. Gene Ontology annotation, cellular component: ribosome; cytosolic large ribosomal subunit. NCBI's taxonomy places the organism in Eukaryota, Fungi, Ascomycota, Sordariomycetes, Magnaporthales, Magnaporthaceae. The record is from RefSeq and is a predicted model, not a curated record.
ACACUUUUUUUUGGCCCUGUCAAUGUCAAAACCCGUUAUUUUCUGCCCCCGCCCAGCUUCCUCCCUUUCGAUCUUUGGGACAUCGUCAACUCAGUCGACCACCACAGAACGCCGUCAAGAUGCGUUACAUUCACAGUUCGGAGCAAUUGGAGAUUCCCGAGGGAGUCAAGGUGCACAUCAGGUCUAGGCUUGUCACCGUUGAGGGCCCCCGAGGAAAGCUCACCAAGAGCCUGAGCCACGUCGCCGUCAACUUCUCGCAGCCCAGCAAGAACCUCGUCAACAUCGAGAUCCACCACGGCAACCGCAAGAAUGUCGCCACCCUCCGCACCGUCAGAACGCUGAUCAACAACCUGAUCAUCGGCGUCACCAAGGGCUACAAGUACAAGAUGCGCUACGUCUACGCGCAUUUCCCCAUCAACGUCAACCUAGACAAGAACUCGGAGACCGGCGUCUGGGAGGUUGAGAUCCGCAACUUCAUCGGCGAGAAGCUGGUGCGCAGGGUCGUCAUGCGCCCUGGUGUCGAUGUUGAGGUUUCCAAGGCCCAGAAGGACGAGCUGAUCCUGUCGGGCAACUCGCUGGAGGACGUGUCGCAGAGCGCUGCCGAUAUCCAGCAGAUCUGCAAAGUCCGGAACAAGGAUAUCCGAAAGUUCCUUGAUGGUAUGUACGUGUCGGAGAAGGGCAACAUCGAGGGUGAGGCUGCGUAAAUGGGACAAGAGCUACCUGCUUUCUUUGUGAUUUCCUCUUGGGUCUUCCGGUGCGGCAAUGGGUUCAUCAACGGAGUUGCAUGUUAUGCGGUGGAAAAUCGCCUCAUAGCACAUGAGCAAAAAAGACAUCUUUUCGACAGGAGCGCGGCGCCAUUGCUGUGAUGCGGCAUCACCAGUCACCACGGAGAGGACGGGGGUGGUUCUUAGGUUACACCCCAAAAGGAUUGAAGAGAACAAAUGGGAUCUGGUACGGCUGAGGACCGAAAACCGGUCCGACUACAAAGGCCUCACCUUAGGAUUGUAACAUGAUUCUCGAGGCUCAGGAUGUAGACGACUCAAUUUUAUUUCAUUUUCAGUUAUUCGUCUUUUUUAUUAUCUUGGACGUGCAUUGCCAGUAAUUGGGCACCCACAUUGCUUUUCCUCCG